Messenger RNA from Centropristis striata (black sea bass), 2004 nucleotides. RefSeq names its product CD74 molecule, major histocompatibility complex, class II invariant chain a (gene cd74a). Gene Ontology annotation, cellular component: membrane. The transcript is spliced from 9 exons. Bases 131 to 985 code for a protein of 284 amino acids. Gene Ontology annotation, biological process: immune response; intracellular protein transport; antigen processing and presentation. Lineage: Eukaryota; Metazoa; Chordata; Actinopteri; Perciformes; Serranidae. The record is from RefSeq and is a predicted model, not a curated record. Gene Ontology annotation, molecular function: macrophage migration inhibitory factor binding; MHC class II protein binding.
CGCCUCCCUUCACCUUUCUGAGGAACCUGCCUGAUAUUUCUUCCUCAUAUCUAAGACCAUUUAUUAACUCGAACUCGGACUUCUCUCCACAGUGUUGCUUUGAAGAAGCUCAGAGAAACUUUCAGGACAGAUGGCAAACGCUGCAGAAGAAGCUCCCCUGGCCGCAGGGAGUCGGGCGGGCAGUGAAGAGGCCCUUGUUGACCAUGCAGUACCCAGAAGCGGCUCCAACAGUCGUGCCUUGAAAAUCGCAGGCCUGACCACCCUGGCCUGCCUGCUGCUGGCCAGCCAGGUCUUCACGGCAUUAAUGGUUUUCGACCAGAAGGGGGAAAUCCACUCACUGCAGAAGAACCAUGACAGACUCAGCAAGCAGCUGAGUCGCUCAGUCAAGGGUGGCGCUCCAAUGAGGAUGCAGUUGCCAAUGGACAGCCUUCCUCUCAUGAUGGACUACACCGCAGAUGCAGGUGCCAAGAAAUCCAAGACACCAAUGACUAAACUGCAGGACACGGUCAUCACUGUGGAGAAGCAGCUGAAGGACCUCAUGCAGCAGGACUCUGAGCUGCCGCAGUUCAACCAGACCUUCCUGGACAACCUGCAGAGCCUGAAGCAGCACAUGAACGAGAGCGAGUGGAAGAGCUUUGACACCUGGAUGCGUUACUGGCUGAUCUUCCAGAUGGCCCAGAAGAAGCCUACUCCACCAACAGAUGCACCAGCCGUCUUGAUCAAGACCAAAUGUCAGACUGAGUCAGAGCCUGGAUUUUCCAAGAUUGGUUCCUACACCCCCCAGUGUGACGAGCAGGGCCGCUACAAGCCCCUGCAGUGCUGGCACGCCACCGGCUACUGCUGGUGUGUGGACGAGGCUGGCAAAAUGAUCGAUGGCACCACCAUGCGCGGCCGCCCCGACUGUCAGAAAGCCGCAUUCUAUCCUCGUCGCAUGAUGCUUGCACCCAGACUGAUGCAGAAGACCAUCAGCGUCGAUGAUGAGUGAAAGAAAUGAAGCAAAGUGUUGGGUCUUUCUCACUAUCAAGCUUCGCAGACAUGAGAAAUAGGUUAUUCUUAGCUGGAUGCAGACCCACAUACUGAAUUUUAAGUUUAAAUUCCUGAUCAGUUGAUGAACUUCCAUGUAAUCUCUUGAUUUUUACUGUUUUGCUGGCUGCUUACGAUCAGAUCGGUAGAGGCCUGUUACAGACUAUCGCUUUUAAUUUUUGUGUUUUAUAACAGGCACUUUUGGGGUGUUCUCAUGGGCAUUUUGACCUACAUAAUAAUAUCAUCUACAAUGUAUUAAAGUAUUUGUUCAACAUAUUUGUCCUUAAAGAAUGUUUUAAGGGUCGGUUCUUCCAAAUGUAAUAUUUUCUCUUUUACCUCGUCUAGUAUCCAAACAUGGAGGUAGUUCAGAUAGAUAUAUCUGCCUCCACCCACCACGCUGGAAAUUAAUAAGUCUGUUUAUGGUGCAUACAGCAUUGAAACAUUGCAUUUAAAACAAGUAAACAGCCAGACUCUUUCCAGAGACAGUGUCCUCUGUUACUCUGAUGAUCCACAGACCACAAUGGGAACAGUUUUCAUUCAAACUAGUUAUUUUAUAGAAAGUAGUUCCAAUAAAAACUGUUGGCAGUGAAGUUUAUGGAUCAUUCAGAGUAACAGGGACACUGUUUCUCAAAAGAGAUGUCACUGUUUAAUCUUUUAAAUGUUGUUCAAUACUGUGAGCACCACAAACGGAAUAAGUUAAACCAAAACUAUCUCCAUGGCCAGAUAUUUAAAAGUGUAGACAGAAAAUAUGAUUGUGUCUUUUGUAAUUUGGGUGAACCGAGCCUUUAAAGGCUGUGAACGUAUGAGGAUGUGACUUUUUUAUGAAGGUGUGUUAAGAAGGUGAAAUAAAGUUUUCCUAACGACACUGUUUGCAUUGUUGUACAUAUAAUCAACUCCCAAGUCUUGUUAUAUAUAACAAAUAAUUGUUGAAGCUAUAGACAAAUUAAGGCCUAAAUAAACUUUAACUUGAUUAGAUGCAAA